Messenger RNA from Staurois parvus, 268 nucleotides. NCBI's taxonomy places the organism in Eukaryota, Metazoa, Chordata, Amphibia, Anura, Ranidae. The record is from the annotation of a GenBank genome assembly.
GCAACUGAAACACAUGUACUGUGAACUGACCCUACAGCAAAAUGAUUGUGUAGCAAUGCAAAGCAAAAGGUACAUAAAUGCUGUUGAGCAGGGGCGGACUGACAACUCAUGGGGCCCCCGGGCAAUAGGGGAUCAUGGGGCCCCUGUAACCUUGCCCAAACUCAAAGAAGUCUAUGAAAAAGGUACCAGGGGCAUCUCAUGGGGCCCCCUACUGACCCCGGGCCCUCGGGCAGUGCCCGAGUUUCCAAAUGGUCUUUCCGCACCUGCU